AUGCGCAGCGACCCAAUCUUCCACUUUGACCUCGACGGCGGAGAAGUGUGCGGGGCAUUGAAGGGCGAGACGUGGGCAAUGUGGGAAAUGCUGCUUUAUCUGGACACAGUGGUGCCGGAGGAGCUGCUGGGGCAGCUUCUUGAAAUGAUCCACUUGAUUCACCUACUCACCCACCCCACCCCACCCCAUCAGAUCCUGAUCCUGCACCACUUAGACACAGUGGUGCCGGAGGAUGCUGACGGGGCAGCUUGUUGCAACGCAGACACUAAACCCUCUGCCACUCCCCCCCUCUACCCUUCUUUUGCCCCACACCCUCCCGCCCCCCAUCGCACCCUUCUCCCACACCCCGCCACCCCAUCAGAUCCUGCACUAUCUGGACACGGUGACACGGUGGUACCGGAGGAGUUGCUGGGGCAGCUGCUGGCGACGUGCUUCUCGUCGGCUGUGCUGCUGUUGGGGUCGCGACCAGGGGGGGCGAGAGGAGCCGGUUGCGGAGCAGAGGCAGCGCGUGGCGGGCAUGGUUUCCAGCAUGUGGCAGUGGCUGGACGAUCAGCGCUGGCAGUUUGCUCCGACGAACGAGUCGAAGACUUGGAGGUGCUGCUGAGGGCGUUCACGCGCAUGGAGGCCACAGCCAUGGUGGCGGCGUCACUGUGGAAGCGCCUGCAGGGCUGCUCACGGCUGGUGGCCAAACUGCUGUCCGAAAGGGCCCUCAACGCCACUGAUGUGCCGUCUGUGCGCCCUGCUGCCCGCUCCCAUCCGUCUUCCGCAUCUGCCUGUGAGUAUCUGGAGCCGGACAGCCGAACGGACGAAUGGCGGGUCGUGGGUAGGCUAUGGCAGGAGAAGGAACCUUCGGGCAGCAGCAGCAGCGACACCACUGGAGCAACCAGCAGCACCCCUGGCAGCAGCAGCAGCAGCUCCUCUGCUGCUCCCCCACUCCCCCCUGCUGCCGCCAAGGCUUCUGGCGGGGGGCGACGCAUGGGGAACCUGCUUUACAGGCACGAGCCCACAGAGCGUGAGGUUAUUUUCACAUCGCCAGCGUUUGUGAUUUUCAACACGGUGGACGAGGAGGAUGCGGCGACGGGCGCUGUGGCGUCGAGGGACUCGGUGGAGAUUGUGAAGCACCAGCUGUAUGCCAAGGCAAGCUUGGAUGACCUCACUCUUGCGCUCAAGGUUGCUGCGCAGGAGUAG
This is a messenger RNA of Closterium sp. Naga37s-1, 1188 nucleotides long. Lineage: Eukaryota; Viridiplantae; Streptophyta; Zygnematophyceae; Desmidiales; Closteriaceae. The record is from the annotation of a GenBank genome assembly.